Molecule: messenger RNA, 1744 nt
Organism: Micropterus dolomieu (smallmouth bass)
Lineage: Eukaryota; Metazoa; Chordata; Actinopteri; Centrarchiformes; Centrarchidae
Gene: srsf10a
Product: serine and arginine rich splicing factor 10a
Exons: 6
Coding region: 109-876 (255 amino acids)
Molecular function (GO): RNA binding
Source: RefSeq, a predicted model, not a curated record
UUGACUAUGUAGUUCGUGUCAGCUGCAGUAAAGCAUCAGGGUUUGUGAAAAUAAAGCAGUAAUAAACACAUUCACCGCAGCCAAAUUGUAGCAACGGGUUGUUAAAAAAUGGCGAGGUAUCUAAGGCCGCCUAAUACAUCUCUCUUCGUUAGAAACAUCGCCGACGACUCCAGGCCAGAGGAUUUACGUCGUGAGUUUGGUCGUUAUGGGCCUAUUGUAGAUGUCUACAUUCCACUUGACUUCCAUACACGACGGACAAGAGGAUUUGCUUACAUUCAAUUUGAAGAUGUGCGGGAUGCAGAAGACGCUCUUCACAACCUGGACCGUAAAUGGGUUUGUGGGCGUCAGAUCGAGAUCCAGUUUGCUCAGGGAGACAGAAAGACCCCUAACCAGAUGAAGGCCAAGGAGCGCCACUCUCCUCGCAGUUUCUCCCGCUACGACGACGAUCGGGAUAGCCGCCGAAGACGGUCCCGAAGCCGCAGCUAUGAUCGACACAGGUCCCGAAGCCCGUCCCAUGAACGUCGUCCUCGGAGGUCUGAGAGCCCUAGAGACUCUCGGUCCUACAGUAGACAUAGGCGGAGCAGAAGCCAUGAAAAUGACAAGUACAGAGGUCCUCCCCGUGACCACCCGAGGACACACCAUGAACCAGGCUCACGUAGUCGCUCCGUGUCCUGCUCCCCUUCACCUUCCAGAUCCAGGCCCAAAGGUAAAAAGAGCCAGUCCAGGUCUCACAGCCCAGCUGAAGACUUCCACCCAACUUCCAGCUCCCAGAAAAAGUCUGUGGGACGAUCUCCCUCCCGGUCCUACUCUAGAUCCAUGUCCCGGUCACGCUCUCGCUCCAGGUCCUGGGCUGGACGCAAAUCUGGAGGUCACUGAUUCUCUGUUCCUCCUAAACCUUAAUUAAUGUUUCUGUUCAGCUUUUGACAAUAACAAGAAUACAGCAGAAUUUUAGGUAUAAAAAAUUAUAAAAUUACAAAGCAAGGGGAGGGGGGGUAAUAGUCUGAGGGGAAAAAAAACAGAUAUUCUCUGAGAUUAACUUGGUAAAAGAAAAUACUCACAUUUAUGAGAAAUAAACUUGAAUAUUCUGAGAUUAUAAGUGAUACAUGUCUAAGUAGUAACUCUACACAAUAUUUCAGAUGUGCUUGAUGUAUCAAAUAAUAAUAAUAAUUUCACCAACCAGUAUUAUGAGACUUUCCUCACUUCUACAUUUAUAAAUGACAUUAUAUAGAUAUGACGCAGGCUUUCAAGGGGCUUUGUUGCAGUCCCUCAUCUGCCUUAACUGGAAGCGCCACCUCUUCUUAGGUCUCCACUGAAACACAAAGAACAUCAGUUUUCUUUCUCAUAAUUUUGCCACUUUUAAUCUUGGAAAUGCUGAUUUAUUUAUGUUUUCUCUUGUAAUAAAACCCAGCUCUGUAAUUAUCAUUUUCUUAAACUACAAUGAUCCUACUACGUCGUCAUACUUGAGUGUUCUGCUCUGUUUGUAUUUGUCUAUCAUUAUUACGGUAGUCUGUUGCCAAAGGAAAGUGAGCAGCAGGCCCGGAGAUAGAUUUUCAUUUGAUCCCUGGUAAACUUGGCCAGGUUUUUUUGGACUUGUGUCAUGUGGGUUGCUAAAGGUGGAAUAAUUGCUACUGUCUGGUUUGCCAAUAUUAUUUUUGUACUUGAAUGAACUGGCAAUAUUUACAUUCAUACAUCAGUUUAAUUCUGUUGUUUAUGUAAACAUAAAUAAAGAUUACCUUUAACUUCA